Messenger RNA from Striga asiatica, 1554 nucleotides. Lineage: Eukaryota; Viridiplantae; Streptophyta; Magnoliopsida; Lamiales; Orobanchaceae. The record is from the annotation of a GenBank genome assembly.
AUGGACGAGAAAGGUGAGUUGGUCCUCUGUGUAGAAGGUUACAGGAUUGGGCUUGACAAGUUUGGAGCUUUGAGUGGAUGUUGGGAAUUCGACCAGUCUGGAGAGAACAUGGUUGUCCCAGUUGUGCAAAACACGAGCAAUGCGAGUCACGACCACAUACACGCCUCGUCACUUAGCCCGCGUGCCCGUCGCCCAAGCCUCGUGCACCGUCUUCUGUCCUCGUGCAGCGUGCCUUCCUUGUACGCCCGUCGUCUAACCUCGCGCGCCCGUUGCCGAGGCAGCACGUCUAUCGCCCAGUCUGCAAGCGCCCGUCACCCAGACAACUUUCUUCUUCUCCACGACCAACGGAGGCUCCGAGGCCCGCAGACCAAUCUGCACUCCAGACUUGCAUCUGCAAAGCACCUCGCGGUCAAUUCACCGCGACUCGCAGAGACGCCUCUCUCCGCCGCCGCCGUCGGCGGCCCCUCUUCACCGUCGCCUCCCCCAGCCUCCGCGACGCCGCCGCCGCCGCAGGCCGUGGACGCCUCCCUGGCCAUCGCCACCAGGUCAGAAACCCUAACCGACCCCAAAACACCGGCCUCCCAUCAGAAGCAGCUUCAGCCGUCAUCUUCCUCCUCCACCGCUCCUAAAAGGUCGACCAAGGACCGGCACACAAAAGUGGACGGCCGUGGGCGGCGCAUCCGUAUGCCGGCGACCUGCGCGGCUAGGGUUUUCCAGCUCACCCGCGAGCUUGGCCACAAAUCCGACGGCGAGACGAUUGAGUGGCUUCUCCACCAAGCCGAGCCGGCCAUCAUAGCGGCCACCGGCACCGGCACGAUUCCGGCCAAUUUCUCCUCCCUCAACAUCUCUAUGAGGAGCAGCGGCUCCACCCUCCUUGCGCCGCCCUCCAAAUCGGCUCCCCUCUCUUUCCACAGCUUAGCUGCCGCUCAACAUCCCAAUAAUUACCCCAAUUAUGAGGAAAGCUUCUCUCAUAUGUUAGGGUUUCACCACCCACAACAGCCGCCGCCGCCGCCGCCGCCACAUCUUCUCCCCGAAGAGAAUUAUGUACGGAAGAGAUACAGAGAGGAUUUAUUCAAAGAAAACAAUUCGGAGAAUUCACAGGGCGGCGAAGGACCCAGCUCGCCUUCUAAAACUUGCAAUAGCGUCCAAAUUGUACACAAGGACGGAGGUGAAAGGUCUCCGCACCAGAUCGUGAUGGCUCAGCCCACGGCCAUGUGGGCCGUGACGCCGGCGGCAACUAGCGGCGCGGGUAGCAUGUUCCAGAUGUGGCCCUUUGGCGGCGGGAGCACGGUUCAGGCGCCGCUGCACUUGAUGCACAGGAUUAAUUACUCCGGGAAUCUCGAUUUUCAGCCUUCUCAGCAUUUGGGAUUGGGAGUGGCGGCCGAGUCGAAUCUGGGAAUGCUAGCGGCUUUUAAUGCUUAUAAUAAUAAUAAUAAUACUAAUAAUAGUUCGAGAAAUAAUUUGAAUGUGAAUUUGGAGGAUGUCGAGGAUCAUCAGCAGCAGCAGCGGCCGGGGACGGAGAGUGACGAUGACGGCCAAAACACUUCUCAGUAA